Molecule: messenger RNA, 975 nt
Organism: Dryobates pubescens (Downy woodpecker)
Lineage: Eukaryota; Metazoa; Chordata; Aves; Piciformes; Picidae
Gene: STAP1
Product: signal transducing adaptor family member 1
Exons: 8
Coding region: 1-849 (282 amino acids)
Biological process (GO): cell surface receptor protein tyrosine kinase signaling pathway; positive regulation of B cell receptor signaling pathway
Molecular function (GO): protein kinase binding; signaling adaptor activity
Source: RefSeq, a predicted model, not a curated record
AUGCUGCAAGGCACCAGGGAACAACCUGAAGAAACCCCUCAGCCAGCCCCAAGGCAAAUCUUCCAGGAGAGGCAGAGGAUCACUGGUCUGCCUCUGUACUUGCAGGGUUACCUGUCUGCCCGGCACUCAGGAUGCCAGGAAUUUAGACUGUAUUGGACAGAGCUCAGAGGAACCAUGCUCUUCUUUUAUGAUGACAAGAAAGCCCCAAUGUACUCACAGAAAUUGGAUAUAUCAGCUCUGAGCUCAGCAACCAGCGUUCACCCAGAUGGAAACGGCUCUGCACAGUUCAUCCUGAGGCUGCCAAAUGGGGAAGUAGAACUGAAGGCCAGUGACUGUGAGUGUGGGAAAGAAUGGAAGGGCUUUAUUCUCACCGUGACAAAGCUGUCAGUUCCAGAUGAACCAUUGCUGCCUGGGCAGCUUAUUAGAAUACAUGAAGUGCUAGAGAAGGAGAAGAACAGAAGGAUUACACUCAACAACUUUUCCAGCACGCCCCUGAAGAGAAGCAGUUCACCCAGCAGUCUACUGACCACUAUGCCAAUGUGCUUCCAUGCAGUGUCUCGGCAAGAAGCAGCAGAGCUGCUGGCAAAGAACCCUUCCUGUGGGAGCCUGAUCCUGCGGCCCGGCAGCGACAGCAAGAGCUAUGCUGUCACCGUGCGUUACGACCUGGGUGCCCCGUGCUUAAAGCACUACAGAGUGCUGGCCAAAGGAAGGAGUUACAGCAUUGAGCUGGAAAGAAGGGUGACAGUGCCAAGCCUUCAGGAUGUUGUCAAUUACUUCGUGACCCAAACCCAAGGGAACCUGAAGCCAUUUGUGCUGCAGACAGGCACUGCAGAGGAUCCGGCAGUCUGAAGGCAAGCUGGAGGAUGCAGGCCACAGGAACUGCUAGAAGAAGCAGCAGCACAGGAGCUCCACACUGCUGGAAAUCAACAGAAGGCUUUUAUCAGUUCUAGAGUAGCUCCACUGGCUCUAAACUAA